CAUCUUCCUCAAAAUGGGCCUCUUCAAAAGCCUCUCCAUUUCCUCCUUGCUUCUCAUCACCCUCUUCUUCACCUCCGCCCAUGCAGCCAUUUUCAAUAUCCAAAACCGUUGUUCCUACACAGUUUGGGCAGCAGCUGUGCCGGGUGGGGGUAGGCGCCUCGACCCGCGUCAGUCCUGGAGCUCGACUGUGAACCCUGGGACAACUGGAGCCCGUAUUUGGGCCCGGACCGGCUGCAGCUUCGAUGGGGCUGGGCGUGGGCGUUGUCAGACCGGGGACUGCGGUGGCGUCCUCGAAUGCACAGCCUAUGGUGCACCCCCCAACACCUUGGCUGAAUUCGCACUUAACCAGUUCAACAACCUGGACUUCUUUGAUAUAUCCUUGGUCGAUGGGUUUAAUGUGCCUAUGGCUUUUAGCCCCACCUCCAAUGGGUGCUCCCGUGGAAUACGGUGCACGGCCAACAUCGUGGGACAGUGCCCCAGUCAGCUUCGAGCUCAGGGUGGCUGCAAUAACCCAUGCACCGUUUUCAAGACCGAUCAGUACUGUUGCAAUUCCGGGAGCUGUGGCCCUACAGAUUACUCAAGGUAUUUCAAGACUAGGUGCCCUGAUGCUUACAGCUACCCUAAGGAUGAUCAAACCAGCACCUUUACAUGCCCUGGUGGUACCAACUAUGAUGUUAUCUUCUCCAUUUUUAAUAUCCAAAACCAUUGCUCCUACACAGUUUGGGCAGCAGCUGUGCCGGGUGGGGGUAGGCGCCUCGACCGGGGACAGUCCUGGAGCCUGACUGUGAACCCUGGCACAACUGGAGCCCGUAUUUGGGCCCGGACCGGCUGCAGCUUCGAUGGGGCUGGGCGUGGGAGGUGCCAGACCGGGGACUGCGGUGGCGUCCUCCAAUGCACAGCCUAUGGUGCACCCCCCAACACCUUGGCUGAAUUCGCACUUAACCAGUUCAACAACCUGGACUUCUUUGAUAUAUCCUUGGUCGAUGGGUUUAAUGUGCCUAUGGCCUUUAACCCUACCUCCAAUGGGUGCACCCGUGGGAUACGGUGCACGGCCGACAUCGUGGGACAGUGCCCCAGUCAGCUCCGAACUCAGGGUGGCUGCAAUAACCCAUGCACCGUUUUCAAGACCAAUGAGUACUGUUGCAAUUCCGGGAGCUGUGGCCCGACAGAUUACUCAAGGUAUUUCAAGACUAGGUGCCCUGAUGCUUACAGCUACCCUAAGGAUGAUCAAACCAGCACCUUUACAUGCCCUGGUGGUACCAACUAUGAUGUUAUCUUCUGCCCAUAAAGCCUCUAUUAACUAUAGUAUGCAUGUACUCGCCAGUCUAAACUACUAGGGUGCUUUUGAGUCCAUGUUGAGAUGCAAAAGUCUUUGUAAGGAAUAAAUUUGAGCACAUGUAUGUGUACUGAAUGUGCUCAUGCAACAACUUUUCUACGCUAGUAGAAUAAAUGGAUGUUUUUAUGAA
Molecule: messenger RNA, 1466 nt
Organism: Vitis vinifera (wine grape)
Lineage: Eukaryota; Viridiplantae; Streptophyta; Magnoliopsida; Vitales; Vitaceae
Product: thaumatin-like protein
Exons: 2
Coding region: 14-1288 (424 amino acids)
Biological process (GO): defense response
Cellular component (GO): extracellular region
Source: RefSeq, a predicted model, not a curated record